Acanthosepion pharaonis is the source of this 690-nucleotide messenger RNA. Lineage: Eukaryota; Metazoa; Mollusca; Cephalopoda; Sepiida; Sepiidae. The record is from the annotation of a GenBank genome assembly.
AUGAUCUUCCAGGCCGUGACCCUCACCAUCCUUCUCUACGCUUGCGAGGCCUGCACUUUCUAUAAUCUGGACAUCAUACAUCUAGAACGGUUCCAGCAAACAAAGCCCCGAAGAAUCCGUUGCAUCAUGUGGGAGUUCCUUAUCACCAACAACAAAGCUCUCUCUCGGACGUCUCUCCCCAGCAUCGAGGUAUAUCUAGCUUGUUCCUUCAAGAAUCUUCAGAUACUUCCUCCAGGUAUCUCUAUACUCUUUCUCCAAGACCCUCCAUAUUCUUCGUCCAUGUUUCUCUGGAUUCUUCCUAAGAUCUCUUCAGAUUCUUUCUCAAAGACCCUCCAUAUUCUUCGUCCAUGUUUCUCUGGAUUCUUCCUAAGAUCUCUCCAGGUUCUUCCUACAGGUUUCUUUACUUUCUCUUUCCUACAUUUCUUCACUUUUCUUUCCUUUCUUUUCUCUUUCGUUCUUCCAUGCUUUUUCCUUUCUUUCUUUCUUUCUUUCUUUCUUUCUUUCUUUCUUUCUUUUGUUCUUUCUUUCUUUCCUAAUAUUCUUUCUUUCUUAGCUUUCUUCCCUUUUUUCUUACUGAUCUUUCCUACAUUUUUCUCUUUGCCCUUUUUCUUCCCAGUUUCUCGCGUUCUUUCUUUCUUUCCUUCUUUCUUUCUUUCUUUCUUUCUUUUCGUGCAUGCUUUCUAUGCGUAA